Molecule: messenger RNA, 1182 nt
Organism: Ixodes scapularis (black-legged tick)
Lineage: Eukaryota; Metazoa; Arthropoda; Arachnida; Ixodida; Ixodidae
Exons: 2
Biological process (GO): DNA replication, removal of RNA primer
Molecular function (GO): nucleic acid binding; RNA-DNA hybrid ribonuclease activity
Source: RefSeq, a predicted model, not a curated record
AUGAAGCUGACAUCCAUAGUGCAUUUCAUGCGAUUCAUCAGUGGCACAACAUGGGACGCAACUGUUGGUUGCCUACAGCGACUGUUCGAAGCCUUGUUCCUCGGACUUCUGAGGUACACCUUACCGGUUAUCAACAACACCUGCAUUACCAAUAUACGAGCCCUCCAAAGCAUCCAAGCGCAAGCUCUGCGAACCUGUUUAGGGCUACCCCGCUCUGCUUCCACGCCCGGGACAAUUGCGGAGGCUCGCAGAUUUCCAAUUGAAGCAUACAUGAUACAAGAGACACUGCGGUUGCACAUGAGGCACCUUACACAACAUUCUCGCCAUCACUUCCCUACCGAAAAAUCCGGGCUAGCAACGUUACCUACAAACAGACGAAAGUCCAGCUUCUCCAGAACGAUAAGAAAGCAUAAUACUACUCUAAAUAAUUUCAAUCGACCAUCUAUUAAGAGCAUACCGCCAUGGACAUUCUUGACUCCAGAAGUAGUGCCGUACAUCAAAGGCAUUCAUAAGAAGUCAUCAAUACCACUGCCUGUACUGAAACAACUGGCAUUAAGGGUCAUAAAUGAAACACACGGCUCGACGAAGCAUGUAUACACCGACGGGUCCUCUUCUGGAGAACGAGCUGGAGCUGGGAUUGUAAUACCCGCCCACAGUAAUUCCUCCAGUUUUGAAAUAGGACACAAAACGACAUCAACGGCAUCUGAGUUAGCGGCCAUACGAGAAGCAGCAAGGUACAUCCUAUGUCAAGCACCCCAGUGCUGGACCAUCUUCAGUGACUCAAGAUCAGCGCUACAAAUAAUCCAGUCUUCUAUGAAAAAUAAUGCGUACGACUUUCUGGCAUACCAAAUCUUCUGCACCUGCCACCGGGCCCUCCAGCAGGGUCAUCACAUAACUCUUCAGUGGAUACCAGGUCAUUGUGGUGUCGCCGGCAAUGAGGCAGCAGAUAGUGUAGCAAAAUCAACCAGUAACGGCAAGAAAAUUUGCAUACCCUACUCCAGGUGUGACACGAAAAUUCUGGUUCAAGACGUGGCAAAAGGAAUUUCACAAAACUACUGGAUGAAUCCACAUUACCACCAUCCCAGGCUAUACUCCCUUGAUCCCCAACUUGCAUUCCGCGUUCCAUCUGGGCUUUCAAGACAGCUAGAGGCGGUCCUGCACCGACUAAGGCUUGGUGUGGCA